UGACUCUGGCCCCCACCGUAUCUCCCUAUCGACCAGGUUGAGUCGCAUAUGACCCAGCGGUAGAGUGGCAGGGAAGAGUGAUACAUAUCGCGAAAGUUAUCCCCUGCAGCGAUUUUCUCGAAUGCCAGACUACCUCGACCUCCAUUGACCAUGAAACGCACCAGACGCAGCUGGACAGGAAAGGAGGAUGAGCUCCUCCGCAAGCUAGUUCAGACAGCACUCGACACCUCCCACACAAUCCUCUGGAGCGAGCUCGCCCAGAAAGUCCCCGGCCGCUCGAACAAGGACUGCCGCAAGCGGUGGUGGAACACGCUGGCCGGCGGCAACAUCAAGGGCGCCUGGUCGCCGGAGGAGGACCAGCGGCUCAGCGAGGCGGUGCGGAAGCAUGGCAACGACUGGACUCACAUCGCCGCCCUCGUGGGGUCCCGCUGCGCUGAUCAGUGCUCCAGUCACUGGCGGCAGGUGUUGCGACCCAAUGUCAGUUGUUGUAACUGGACUGAACAAGAGGACGAAGAACUUCUAAAGGCGGUCCAAACGCAUGGCACCAAUUGGUCGACUAUUGCGGCGUUUCACCAUCCGCCGCGGACGGGGCUGGGCCUGAAGAAUCGAUAUGCCAGGAUCCGGGCGAAAGAAAAGGAUGCCGGUCGAUCCGUGCUGCACAAGGGACCUUCUGCGCCUGGGGGCAAGCGCAGCAACGUGGUGAAGCCCAGAAGGAAGCGCAGCUCCCCGCAAAUUGGCAUCGCGCGGGACUGCAACGAGCAAAUGAGAGAAGGCAGUACCCCGAAUAAUUGCCCCGGGACCCUGGAACCGCAGGGCAGAUUCCCACAUCCCGACGAGCGCAAGGAACCGGCUUGCUGGUGGACUCGAUUCCCCAACAACACCCCCAUCGGUUCUUGGGAGACAUCCACAUCGUGGGUGGGCCAUGGGACUAUCGACCCACGCCUAAUCCUGCCCAGCCCACCUUGCUCAGAGGAUUGUUGGAUGGGUAGCACACCGGAUCUGACGGUGUCUGCAAUGGGCAACUCCCGGCUGCCGUCCUUCGACCGGGUCCUGGACGCCACGCAGGCUGACAACGAUCGGGACCGACAGAUGCUCUUGUUUCCUCCUGACGAGUACCCGACCGACAUGGGUUUCCGAACCGUGCACGAGGCACUCUACCUUGCACCUGACCCGUGCAGCCUGGGGAAUUCCCGACACUCCUCCACGGAACCGCUGCAUCCGUUCCUCACUAUGGCCGAGCUAGACUUGAUGCCCCGGGAGCCCUCUCCACGUGCCUCAGUCCACUCCGGAAUCCACCCAAGUCAGCAUGAGAGGUCAGCAGAGACUAACAUGCACCGGGUCUCGCUCAGUCUCUCGUGCACAACGAGCCAGUUGAGCAGUAUCAUGUCGCGAGUGGCCGACACCGGUGCGGCUGUGAAUAUGACGGUGGAUGCAGAGUAGAGAGUGGGGGACUUCAUAGGUUUAUUGCAUCUGCGAUACUUUUUGUGGUCAGAAGCAUGUCCUGGUCAUCAUUAGAUAUUUUGAAUCCACGAAAUUAGAAAUGAGUAUCUCGUCUUCUAAGGCUCUUUAGAUGGAACCAGAGUAACCUCUACAGCAUGAUUCCACAAGGCUCUGCGACCGUGACACAGAACUUCUAACCGCUAACCCUCAUAACGCCCACAAACCACUGCAAGAACACCAUCCCAACAACGCAAAAACGCCAACACCAACACCAACACCGAAUAGAGCCUCCUACUUCGGCUCCGCCCGCGGCA
Messenger RNA from Aspergillus uvarum CBS 121591, 1754 nucleotides. RefSeq names its product SANT/Myb-like DNA-binding domain-containing protein. The transcript is spliced from 4 exons. Gene Ontology annotation, biological process: regulation of DNA-templated transcription. Gene Ontology annotation, cellular component: nucleus. NCBI's taxonomy places the organism in Eukaryota, Fungi, Ascomycota, Eurotiomycetes, Eurotiales, Aspergillaceae. Bases 151 to 1440 code for a protein of 429 amino acids. The record is from RefSeq and is a predicted model, not a curated record. Gene Ontology annotation, molecular function: RNA polymerase II cis-regulatory region sequence-specific DNA binding; DNA-binding transcription factor activity, RNA polymerase II-specific.